AAAGAAAAAACAAUUAGCGAUUGUAACAAAAAUAAAAAAGCAAAUAGUGCCUGACAGAAGCUCUGGUGCCAAUUCGUGCCGGAAAUCUACCGUACCAUAUAGCAUCGCUACCACUGCAGCCAAGCCACUAGCAAGCGAAAGAGAGAAGAAGAAACAUGAGGCCUAUUCUGAUGAAAGGCCAUGAGAGGCCAUUAACGUUCCUCAAAUACAACAGGGAUGGCGAUCUCCUCUUUUCUUGCGCCAAAGACCACAACCCCACCGUCUGGUUUGCUGACAACGGAGAACGUUUGGGCACUUAUCGUGGCCAUAAUGGCGCUGUUUGGUGCUGCGAUGUAUCAAGAGAUUCUGGUCGACUAAUUACCGGAAGUGCUGACCAGACGGUGAAGCUAUGGAAUGUGCAAAGUGGUCAACAAUUGUUUACCUUCAAUUUUGAUUCCCCUGCAAGGUCUGUUGACUUCAGCGUCGGUGAUAAGCUUGCAGUUAUUACUACUGACCCGUUUAUGGAACUCACUUCAGCAAUCCAUGUCAAACGCAUUGCUAAAGAUCCUGCAGACCAGACUGGCGAAUCUUUGCUUGUCAUUAAGGGUCCUCAAGGAAGAAUCAAUAGAGCCAUUUGGGGACCCCUCAAUAGAACCAUUAUCAGUGCUGGAGAAGACUCCGUCGUUCGUAUUUGGGAUUCUGAGACCGGGAAACUACUUAAGGAGUCUGACAAGGAAUCAGGACACAAGAAGACAGUAACAUCACUUGUUAAAUCUGCUGACGGGUCGCACUUCCUCACGGGAUCCCUGGAUAAGUCUGCUAAGCUUUGGGAUGCCAGAACAUUGUCUCUUGUCAAGACAUAUGUGACAGAACGGCCUGUCAAUGCAGUGGCAAUGUCACCUCUACUUGAUCAUGUGGUACUUGGAGGUGGCCAGGAUGCAUCGGCUGUUACAACUACUGAUCACCGUGCUGGAAAAUUUGAAGCCAAGUUCUUCGAUAAGAUUCUUCAAGAAGAAAUUGGGGGCGUGAAAGGUCAUUUUGGACCAAUUAAUGCACUGGCCUUUAACCCUGAUGGAAGAAGUUUUUCAAGUGGAGGUGAAGAUGGAUACGUACGUUUGCAUCACUUCGACCCAGAUUAUUUCAAUAUCAAAAUUUAGUGCUGGAGAGUUUCUGGUUGAUAUAAAGUGCGGUUUCUAGAAGUUAGCUUUCAAUUUAUUUCACAUUAUUAUAUUUUUGUGUCACUGUUGUGUACUAAAGCUGUUACUGGUAAUCCUAUUGCAAUAACAUUAUGAAUGAAUUUUUGUUGGAGUUGAACUCUCGUAUUUUAAGGUUUUCAUAGCA
Messenger RNA from Cicer arietinum (chickpea), 1320 nucleotides. RefSeq names its product eukaryotic translation initiation factor 3 subunit I-like. The record is from RefSeq and is a predicted model, not a curated record. Gene Ontology annotation, biological process: cytoplasmic translational initiation. Gene Ontology annotation, cellular component: eukaryotic translation initiation factor 3 complex, eIF3m; cytoplasm. NCBI's taxonomy places the organism in Eukaryota, Viridiplantae, Streptophyta, Magnoliopsida, Fabales, Fabaceae. Gene Ontology annotation, molecular function: translation initiation factor activity; protein binding; RNA binding.